Messenger RNA from Paramecium primaurelia, 1526 nucleotides. The record is from the annotation of a GenBank genome assembly. Lineage: Eukaryota; Ciliophora; Oligohymenophorea; Peniculida; Parameciidae.
AUGGAUUAUGAUGAUUUAUUUCGUUUAUUGCCUAAGCCUCCAAAAAAAUGGACUACCUAAGAAGUUCUAGUCUGGUUAAAAUAUAUAGGAUAUAGUUAAUUAGAUACUUAUUUUGGUACAAAUUUAAAUAAUUCUUUAGUAAAUGAAUGUGUAGAUGGUUCAUGUUUAGAGAUCUUAACAGAUUAAGAUCUAUUAGAUAUAGGAAUCUCAUCUCCAUUAUAAAGAAAGAAACUAUUGUAAUGUAAAUCUAAUCAACAAUUAAAUAUAGGGAUUCAAAUUGGAUUGAAAGAAUUUACAAAUUAUUGUAAAUCCCAUAUAAAAAAUGAAGUUACUUCUCAAAUGGUUCAACCAUUCAUGGAAGUUUAAUUAAUUUCAUCACCCAGGGUUGAAAUACCACAACAAGAUAGGUUACCUUUGAAAGUCAUUCAAGAUAGAAUAUUAUAAUCCAGACAUGAAUAUGACAUUGAAAUAGAUGAGAAAACAACUAUGGGAUAGAUCCCAAUUGAACCUUUACCAUCACCUGGAGGAAGACAAAAACAAUAAUUUAUAUUUCAGGUACCAAAAUCUCAAUUGAAAAUAACUGAAGAAGACUUAGCAAGAUAAGUUUAAUAAACCAAUAAAAAAGUGAGUCUUUAUUUAAAUAUUAGAAUAUAUUUGGUGAAUUAUAGUUAUAACAAAUUUAAAAGCCAAUUCUAUUAAGUCCUCAAAAGAAAUAAUAAUUAUAAGAAUCUGAAUAUCAUUUACCUGAAUUUGGUACUCCUAGAUUUGAUAGAUAAGAAAAGAGAGAAAUCGAGGAAAUUCACUCAAAUAAUUAAUAAUAAUAACAAUAACAAUUAAUUUAAUCACCAAACUAACUAUAAAAUUAAUUAAAUAUUAAAAUAAAAAAAGAAGGAUUUCCAACAUAAAAAAAGUUAAUAACUAAAAAUGCUACUAUAGGAAGAAAUCCAGAAAAUGAUAUUUAGUUAAAUCAUGAAUCUGUAAGUAGAACUCAUGUUUGGGUAAUCAAAUAUAUUAAUUUAGCUCACUUUUAAAGAAAAAUAGUUUUACUUAUAAGAUAGAGGAAGUUUAAUUGGAACAUUUAUUCUCUUAGAAACUAAAACAUAAAUUGUUUAAGGAUAUAUUAUAGAAAUGGGAUCAACUGAAGUAGUUAUAUAAAGUCUUUAACAAAAUGGUUAAUGUAAAAUAAUAUUAAAAUUGUUUAAGAAUGCAAUAUUGUCUUAACUUCUCAAAUGGGAUCAGUCUAAUUUACUUUAUCAAUUGGAAAAUCAAAAAUGAUUGGAUCCUAAACAUUUGGUGAUUAAACUAUGGCAUAUAAUCAUGCUUUGUUAUAAUUCACUAGUGAAGGUAUAAGUAUAGAGGAUUAAAAAACUUCUAGUGGGUAUAAAUUUUAGAUUGAAUUAGAACUUGGAUGAGAUUAAGCAAAUCUGGUGUUUAAUCUUUAAGUGUACCUUUAUGUAGAAGGAGAGUCAUAAAAAUAGCAGAAUAUAUACUAAUAAUAGAACCAGAAUGAUAUUUAUAUAUAAAUU